CCAAAUUCGCAUGUUUCCGUGCGUCAGCGCAUGUUUUAGUGGGCGAGGGCUCAUAUGGUGAUGAGACCGAGCGCAUGUGUUGUCGUCGCCUCCGCCGAGUUAAUCUCUGAAGAGGAGGUGUGGUUGCCUCCUCCUCCUCUCGGAUCUCAGUGCUGAAUAUUAAGCCUUGCUUUGCCUCUAGCUCUUCAUCGAACAACAGUUUUGACUGUGAAACAUCAUCUUCUGGUUCGAUUUCGGGACGUUAAACACAUCUGACAUCAAAGAUGAGUUUCAGCAGCGAUAUGGAUGAUACAGAAGACGGGAGCAACAGAGAGUUUGAGAGCGUGGAGAUGAACAAACUGCGUCAGAGUCUGCGCAGGAAGAAGCCCACCUACAUGCCGGAGGCCAGUCGACCCCAUCAGUGGCAGGCCGAUGAAGAAGCCGUACGAAAAGGAAAAUGCAACUUCCCUGUCCGGUAUCUCGGUCUGGUGGAGGUAGAGGAGUCCAGAGGGAUGCAUGUGUGCGAGGAAGCUGUGAAAAAGCUGAAAGUGAGUGGAAAGAAAACAGUCAAAGCUGUGCUGUGGGUGUCCGCCGAUGGCCUGAGAGUAGUGGAUGACAAAACCAAGGACCUCAUUGUCGACCAGACCAUCGAGAAGGUGUCCUUCUGCGCGCCCGACCGCAACUACGACAAGGCGUUCUCCUACAUCUGCCGUGACGGGACGACUCGCCGUUGGAUGUGCCACUGCUUCAUGGCCCUGAAGGACUCGGGGGAGCGUCUGAGUCACGCUGUAGGAUGCGCAUUUGCGGCUUGCCUUGAGCGAAAACAGCGGCGGGAGAAGGAGUGCGGUGUCACUGCUUCUUUUGAUGCAAGCCGCACGUCCUUUGUAAGGGAAGGUUCCUUCCGCGUCUCCUCUGCUGGUAAGCAAAGUGACCGGGAAGACAUCAUGAAACAACUACAGGACAAAAAGAAAGAAGCCUGCUAUAGUAGAAACGUACAAGGAAAUGCUUCACCUCCAGAGGGAGCGGCCUCCCCUGUAGAGAGGGCGGAGCCAAGCGGACCUCACGCCAUCCCACGCCGUCACGCCCCCAUCGAGCAGCUGGUCCGACAGGGAUCCUUCAGAGGCUUCCCGCAACUCAGCCAGAAAAACUCACCUUUUAAACGACAGCUCUCUCUGCGCCUGAACGAUCUCCCGUCCACCCUACAGCGCAAGACCGACUAUCAGAGCAAGAACCCAGUUCCAGAGAUGGAUCUGUCAGUUGCAGGAGAGCCAGAGAGCAUCAAUGCUCUGUGCAGCCAAAUCAACCACUCCUUCACCAAACCUUCUGAAGAUCUGUGUGCCAAAACCACCAACAACUGUGCACCAGAGUGCAGCGCUCCACCUGCUAUCCCUCCUCCACCCGCACCCCUGCAAGCUACCAGCUCAUGGAUUCAGACAGAGCCUGCUGUCCAGUCUUCUCCUCCCAUAGCUCAGGGCGGUCAUAAACGGACGCCAUCUGAGGCCGAACGCUGGCUUGAGGAAGUGGCUAAAGCUGUGAAAGCCCCUCAGCAGACUCCGCCCCCUCUACACCCACCACUUACUCAGCAACCACCACCGGUCCCCACCAUGCCCAUCGCACCAGGUUCCCAGCCAACCUCCAUGCAACCCUUCCCAAUGGCGUUCGACAUCACUCCGGCGCCCGUCGGCAUGUUCGCCCAGCAACCCCUUCAGCCGCAGUUUGUACCUAUGCAGCCAUACAUGCCAACUCUGGCCAACAGCAUGACGUAUCCCAAUGCUAGCGUGCCUAUAGUGGGCAUCACACCGUCACAGAUGGUGGCUAAUGUAUUCUGCACCGCAGCUGGUACUGUGGGUGGAGCAGCGAUGGGAAUUGGAAUGGGGCCUAAGACGGGCACGCUGUGCGGCACCCAAAACUCGGCUUUCUCCACACUACCCGGAGGCUUCCCGAACACCACAUUUGCAUCUCCGACGGUCGUUAAUGGACACCUACACAACUCCUUACCCUCGACUACUACAACCGCCACGCACAACGGCACUGGUAGCGCCGCGAAAGUGGGUAUGAGUUGGCCGAUGGAUCCCCACCCUACAAGCAGCUCCCAGGAAGCAGAGCAUUUCGAAGCGAAGUGGGCCGCGCUGGAGUCUAAAUCGCAACCUAAGGCACCCAACCCUUUCUCGAAUGACUUGCAAAAGACUUUUGAGAUUGAACUUUGAAAUGUAAACGCGUAACGAGCUUCGAGAACACGAGGCUAUUUCACACCCAGUUCCCUUUUGUUUGACUCUCAAGGGGGUUUUGUACGCUCCUGGUCUGUUUUAUGUGAUAUGGAGAAGUGAUACCAGAUUUGGAGAGCUGGAAUGUCACAAAUCAAUCGGUCGGAACAUGUUAGGAGGCACUUAUAGGACAGAGAGAGACCUGCACGUUGUUUCUCAGCAGUAAUGACUUUUCGCCUGGCAAAUGAAUGAAGGGGGGAGGUAAAAACUGAAUAGGUCAAAAUAGUUAUUUAUUCUUUUUUAAAUAAUUAUACUUGUUAUUUUUAAUCUUGAUUUUAAUUGCCGAAUUAUUCUUGCUAGGUUUGCCCUUAUUUAUUUGACAUUUAACAGGGUGAAAGAUUACAGACGGAAUAAAUUGGCUACUUGAAAACUAACUCGCCAAAUGAUAGGAGUUACCGUAUAUUGAUAGAAUGUUGAGUUUACUUUGUAUGUAGGAAGGAAUGUAAAUAGCAUGCUUUUAGUUUACUUUAUUUAUUGCCCUUUUUGUGGCUGUUCGCUUUAUUGAUUCCAAAUGAAACGUCUGCUCUGCACCGUGAGGACACCUAAAGCACCGACAUUCCAACCCUGACUGUCGAGACUUAGACAAGACAAGAAAUGCCACUGCGGUGACCCUGACCUCUGGGAUUGAGCAUUGGAAGUACUUUUGGGAGAGAAGACAUUUUCUGAGGGUUAUAGUUCUAUUUUUAUAAUGCGUUUAGUGAUGAGAUGUGGGGAUUUUGGCAACUUUGUAACUUUUGAGCGCCUUUGGAUUAGCGGUAGCCAGAAUGAGAUCCAUUAGGAGGCAUCUGGAUACUUUUCAAAAGGACUCAACGUUGGGGGACUUCCUCAGGAUAACCCAAACGUUCAUCUGGAGGAGUGCAAAGGAUCAUGUAUGAAUCAAACAACAAAACCUAAAAUACCACACAAUAAAGGACCUAAUAUUUAUAUUUCAUCACCACCAACAAUAAAAUGCAAUGGAGGUCUUCAAUGUCCAGUAAAGGGAUCCAUUAAAGUGACAGUUCACCCAAAAAUGAAAAUUCUGUCAUUUACUCACCCUCUUGUCAUAUCAAACCUGUAUGACAUACUUACUUAUGCAGAACACAAAAGAAGAUAUUUUAAGCAAGUUGGUAACCAAAAAAUGGCGAUACCCAUUAGCUUGCAUUGGUUUUGACAGAAUUUAACAGAAUUUCAUUUUUGGUGAACUAUCAUUUUAAAAUUCAGUGUUUUUUAAUCCUAUGAAGGACAAAGCCAUUGCACAAACAUUUUGUUUGGGGGUCUUUUGACGUUUGUGGCCCAAGUCAGGGUUGCACCAGCUUUCUGUAGAACAUAAAAUUCAAACAAGAGGCUUAGUAACUACUAGUUUGUUUGUAAACGACUUGGUUGCACCAUUUGUUCUUAAGAGCAUAUAGUAGCUAGUAGGUCGUAAACUCGGCAUAAAAUGUAAUGCGAUGUGAUAACGUUUAUGUCAAUAUUCCAACAGGAGCUUUUAAAUUCGUGAGAAGUUGUGUUGAAAUGAAAAUCAUAGUCAUAGACGGUAUUAUAAAUAAGGAUCUAUAAAUACUGAUAGUAAAAACAUAAUAAAAUCAAAACAUAUUUUAAUUAAAUAAAAAAAUAUUAAAGUUAGAUUAGUUUCUUCAUUGUCAUUGUACAAACAUGCAACCAGAUUAUGGUGCACUCAAGAUCCAGACUCAGUAUAUGUACAGUAAAUAAAUACAUAAGAAAAAAAAAUAAUACAAAUUAUUUCCCUUCAGUCUUCUACUCUAAACAUAAAAUGAUAAUUAAUGACAUUUAUUUAUUAUAACUUCUUUUAUUUUGGCAUGCACAGCAGGCUGUUUAGGAUGGGUUCGUGUUGAAGAGUUACUCGUAAAGUAAUUUAACCACAUAUUAUUUUCUUUUUUUAAGUGUAAGCGAGUGAUAAUGUGAGCAUUGCAAUGUGUUACGGAUGUAAGCAUUUCUCGUAAAAAAAAAGAGCUUAUAGAUGUAUUUCAGUCAGUUUGCAACUCCAGCUUCCGUAAAUAUUUAGUUUAAACGUAGUUACGCUUCAACGAAGUUCAAUGGUGCAACAGAAUUUUUUUUAAUACUGUGCAAGUUCUAACUUGGUGCUCUUUUACUUCAAAACUACGUUUGUAAGUUGUAACUUACACACAGCUGGUGCAACCGAUCUCAGGCCCCUAUAGUCCUUUAAUUCGGCUUUGAUUGUGUAAGGUUGAGUAAAAUGACAAAGGUUGAACGAGAAAGUUUAUUUUAAAUCUUUCAAAACAUUAAAUAGAUGGAAAACAAGAGUAGUCGUGAGGCGCAGGUGUAUUAACAAGUAUUAACAAAAGAUUAAAAGUGUUGGUUGUAACAGGCAGUGAUGAAAACAGACCACGCAGGGAGACUGUUUGGUUCAUGCAUGCUUAAAAUAUCCCAUAUUACAGUAUGUUAAAACUAUGAAUAUGCAUAUUAGUUAUGGCUUUCGUUUCGUAUUGCCACUGUUUUCACUCAUUCUGGUCUAAAAUAGAUAAAAAUGCUUUUAACUGCAGACAAAUGUCCUCGCACACUCCCAAUAAUAAGAUCUCAUCCAAAUCUGAUUGAAACCCAUUUUUUCACCACAUGUAAUGACGCUCAAUGGUUGUUUAUUUUGUUGUGAGAACUGACAAUUUAUGAAUGCAUUUUUCUCAAUUGCAAAUGUAGAAAUCUGAUGUGCUGAAUGAUGUUAGUGGUGUGUGUGUGGAGUCAUGCAAGUGUUUAAUGCUAGAUGAUCAAAGCCAGACUGCACACUGUGCUUAUGAUGUGUACUCCAUACACUGGACAAAUGCUCGCUUCCCACAGAGCCGGUGGAAAAGAAGGCAGGCACAAUGUUUUUAACUCCUGGUCCUCAAGACCGUUUUGACCGUCAUGUGUUGUAACUCGACUUGGCCACUUCCCAGUUUUCUUAUCAGCUGUAUUACAGGGUCAAGCAUGUCACAAUGAAUACAAAAAUAGCCCUUUUUUCCAAAGACAAUACGUUUGUAAUCCGGCCAAGCUGUAUGUUGUGUGGGGUGCAAAUAUUUACAGUUCAGAUGAAUUUGUUACAGUCAAUUGCCCUGGUCUUUUGUCCACUCCCCCUCAACGAAAUACAUAGGUUUUUCCAAACCAGGGAACUAAAUUACCUCAUAAACUUGAUUGUAAACUUUAGUGUAGUGAUAACAAACCAGUGGAGUUUAUUUUUAAUCUUUAUUUACAGAAUUUUGUAUUUAAACCUACAUAUUUCUAUUGUAUAAAAGAUAAAUAAAUAAUAUAAUA
This is a messenger RNA of Triplophysa rosa, 5486 nucleotides long. RefSeq names its product NUMB like endocytic adaptor protein (gene numbl). Lineage: Eukaryota; Metazoa; Chordata; Actinopteri; Cypriniformes; Nemacheilidae. The transcript has 9 exons. The record is from RefSeq and is a predicted model, not a curated record. The coding region runs from base 264 to 2186 and encodes 640 amino acids.